Molecule: messenger RNA, 1891 nt
Organism: Thecamonas trahens ATCC 50062
Lineage: Eukaryota; Apusomonadida; Apusomonadidae
Product: ankyrin-2 ankyrin
Exons: 2
Coding region: 1-1875 (624 amino acids)
Molecular function (GO): protein binding
Source: RefSeq, a predicted model, not a curated record
AUGGGCAACUCAUCAUCGUCCACUGCCGAAGUCUUCACCUCCAAGGCUUCAGCAAAGCACAUCCAUACCUCGCCCCUUGGCCUAUUUACCACAUACAAGGAAAAGGAUGGCAUCUUCCUGGCGGGAAAGCUGUUCAUCCUGUGGGCUGCUGACGAUCGUAUCGUUGCCCCCUCGCUGUCACCCAAGGACGAACGCCCGCUGUUUGGCAUGCUGAUCUUGCUCGAGGCCGCAGCAUCGCCUGCCAUGUCGCUUGAGGCUGCGCGAAGGAUCGUCGACGUUGCCGGGCGUUCCAUGCCUGGGCCGGACGUCCCGCUUCACAUUCUCAUCGAGGCCGAGUUGUACGAUGUGCUGGCGGCAGUGAUGACCCAUCGUCAUGCGCCGCAUAUGUACUGGUCGGACGAUGCGCCAGAGAUCGUGACGGUCUCGGACGGCAUGGGGGCGAGCUCGUCGAGCCAAGCCAAGAAGCGAUCCAAGAAGGAGCUCAAGGGCAAGAAGAAGCAGGCCAAGAAAGGCCGCGUGGGAUACAUUGAUCUGAAGCUAGACAGGGAGGACUCGCGGAACAUGCUCCCGCUGCAGCUGGCUGUCAUGCGCGAGGCCGUGCCCGCGCUCGACGCGCUGCUCGCCGGCGGCGCCAACAUCAGCGCGGCGAACAGCACCGGUGAGACCGCACUGCACAUGGCUGCGAGCACGCGACGCGUUGUUUCGAUGGUAUCACUCUUGCUUGACCGCGGCGCGUCGCUGGAGAGCCGCAACGCGGUUGGAAACACGCCGUUGAUGUGUGCGCUCGAGACCGGCAACGCCAGCGCAGGAAGGUUAAUCUUCGAGGCUGGCGGGCCGGCGCUGCUGGCGUCGACCAACUCGAUCGGGCUGAGACCACUGCAUGUGGCCGCCCUCUCGGGCUCGGUCGACGUGCUUAACAUGGUGCUGGACGCCGGGUGUGAUCCCAAUGCACCGGCAACCGGAGAGUGCGAGGGGCUGACUCCCCUGCAGGUCAUGGUGGCACCUAGCAUGUACAUGGGGGGCUCGUCCUCGUUCUCACUUUCUGUCGCGAGGCAACUGCUUGCCCGUGGCGCCGAGGUGGCGAUCGUCGCUGGCGAGGCGUCGUCGAAGGGCAUUGUACCGACAGUCGAGGGCGAUACGCUGGCACAUCUCGCGGUGCGGGUGUCGAACCUGCCGGCGCUCCGCUGGCUCCUUGUCGACUACCCGGGCUUGUUCACAAUGGUCAACUCGCUCGCGCAGGUCCCCCUUCAUGCUGCGGUCGAGGGUGGGCGAACUGAUGCCGUUUGGGUUCUCUGUGCCAUCCCGCUCGACCAGGACGUCGGCCUCCAUGUUGUGGACGCCAACGGCAAUACCCCAGGUGCGAUCGCCCUCGCUCGCGACGACAUGCGCAUGAUGUACCACAUCCAAACGCGCCACAUUGCGCUACUCGAUGCGCAGCUCAGCGAGCUUCGUGUCACGUCGCUUGUCAGUCACACUCCUGUGGCUCCCUCGGUUCCGGCGGCGUCGUCGGCCUCGGCCUCGGCGUCCCCAUCGGCCCCUUCGUUAAGCCUGGUCGCCCUUCACGCCGACCGCGACCACGCCCUUGUCCGCGUCUCGGCUCUUGAGCGCGAGCUGGCGGCGGCGCAAGCCGAGCUCGAGGCUCUCCGCUCAGACGCGGCUGCUGCGCGAGGUGCCUCGUCGGCGCUUGCGCUUGACGCCAUGUCUGAGGAGCAGGCUCGCGCGCUGACCUGCUGCAUCUGUCUCGACGACAUGGUGGGCAUGGCGUUUGUGCCGUGCGGGCAUGUCUGCUGUUGCAUCGAGUGCGCCGCCACUGUUUCGGACUGUCCCAUGUGUCGCACAGGUAUCUCGUCGCGGCUCCAAGUCUAUCUCAAUUGAAGAGCCACCGACACCA